Zootoca vivipara (common lizard) is the source of this 1579-nucleotide messenger RNA. RefSeq names its product heme-binding protein 1. The record is from RefSeq and is a predicted model, not a curated record. NCBI's taxonomy places the organism in Eukaryota, Metazoa, Chordata, Lepidosauria, Squamata, Lacertidae. Gene Ontology annotation, molecular function: heme binding.
AGAGCCGCCGCCGCCGCGCGAUCCAGCCGGCCAUGGAGGGCGAAGCGCGCACUUGCCGCCUGAGCGCCGAUCCGGCCCCCCUCGGCGCCAUCACGCUGGAGGAGCUGGAGAGCGCGAGCGACGGGGCGGCCGGCGGGGACGAGGCGGAGGCGGAGGCGGCGCCGGGGGCGGCCGGCUGCCCGGACUCGGCUUACGGCAGCAGCCUGGAGGACAACCCCGGCGACGAGCAGGAGCAGGAGCGCCUGCUGAGCUACUGGCAGAGCGUGGGCCGCGGGCACCGGGUGGACGUGCCCAGGGAUAUGGCAGAGCCAAUCCAACAGCUGACCAGAAAUAACCAUCCUCAGGAGAGAGAAAGUGUUCCAUUUGUUGUGAUAGCCCGUAAAGAACAGCUUGGGCAUCUUCUUUAUGAAAAACGCCACUAUGAAAAGGCGAAAUGGGCUUGCGUCAAAGUGCAAGAAAAGCAGUAUGAACAGAGCAUAUGCCUAGGAUUCAUGAAGAUUAUGAGAUACAUUUGUCAGCAGAAUUCAUCAGGCCUAUACUUGGGGAUGACUGUUCCCAUUGCAACCAUAGUUCACACCAGUGAGAGCACUCCAGGCAUCACGAGAUUUGUGACUGUAGCAUAUUACCUCCCCAGUGGGCUGCAAGAACAGCCACCUGCACCCAAUGAUCCUGAUAUUGUCAUUGAAGAGUGGCCUCCAACCAUUAUUUAUGCCAGGGCUUUCACAGGAGUCACCAAUGAAACGUCCAUUGCAAGAGAAAUUAAUCUGCUGGCCGAACUUCUAGAGAGUCCUGAGCUGUGUUUGCAAGAUACCUUCAUAGUUGCAGGAUACACGAAUCCAGCUGCUACAAAUCGACAGAACGAAAUAUGGUUUCUUGAAAGACCAUAGCCGGCUAUUUUUGAGCUACAAGACAACCAAGUUCCAUUGACGGAUCACCAUGAAACACGCAGGUGAACUCUAGUCAGCUAGCUGGAAUGAUCAAGAAUAAUAUGUAGCCAUUAACUCUAUAAAGCCUAUUUCCUAAGAAAACAUGAAUAUCACAUUCCACCAGCAUAGCCUGACAGACAAACCAGCUCCCUUCCUCAGCCAUUAAGAAGGAAAACCUGGACUGUCUGUUGCCAGUUUUGAAGGGUUUAUCCUAAUUGUUGCUUCAGUUAUGUGUAGUCACUAAGAUUUUAAGCACUUUCAACAAAAUUAAGACAUAGGAGAUAUUCUGUAUUAAGAGAAAUAAAGCAUUCUGUUCCCUUGGCGUCCCUCCCAAGUCUACAAUUCUAUGAUUCCUCCCAGUAUUUAUUCUGACGUGCAAGAGUGCUUCACUAACUCAAUGGUUUACUUUUGAAGUUGUAGGUAAAACUGCACAAUUUCUGAACAUUUUAUCUGAUGCUACACAAUUGCCAUUCGUUUGAGAGAGGCUACAGAGGUAGAUCCACCCAAAUGAACUGCAUUGUCUGUAAGCAAAUAAUUCCCUAGCAGAUGCUAACAGUAAUUAUUCCUCACUAGUGUCAUUCAGCCCGUUUAGUAAAUGGGCGCUAGCCGGGCGGGAACGGAGGGGAAGCCCUGGGACCGCGCAGGCGUCGCCU